Linnemannia hyalina is the source of this 1434-nucleotide messenger RNA. The record is from the annotation of a GenBank genome assembly. NCBI's taxonomy places the organism in Eukaryota, Fungi, Mortierellomycota, Mortierellomycetes, Mortierellales, Mortierellaceae.
AUGUCGCCACAACAGUACAAGUUCGGACCUGCCAAGGCCAAGGAGUUCUACACCGAAAACAAUGUCAUCUUUUUGACAGGUGCCACCGGAUUCGUCGGCAAGACCAUUCUCGAGAAGCUUCUCCGCUCGUUCCCUCAGAUCACAAACAAGAUCUUUGACACCCUCCGAUCCCAAUUCUCGACCCCCCAAGAGUUCCAUGAGAAGGUUGUCCAAAAGAUUGUCCCUGUCAAGGGGGAUAUUACGGUCGACCUGUUGGGGCUUUCGGAGGCUGAUCAGCGCAUGAUUCAUGAAGAUACGAGGGUGGUGAUUAAUAGUGCUGCCUCUGUCAGUUUUGAUGACCCCCUGAACAAUGCCCUUGAGAUGAACACUAGAGGCCCCUUCCGCACAUUUGAGAUCGCAAAGGGAAUCAAGAACCUCGCUGCAUUCGUUCACAUCUCCACCUGCUACGUCAACGCCCCCAUGUUCGACGCCCACAUCGACGAAAUCGUCUACCCCCACCCCCUGGGCGAACCCGAGGCCAUCUACGAGGCCAUGACCAAGAUGUCCUAUGAGGAGAUUCGAAACUAUGAACGCUCCGUCGUCCUCAAGACCUACCCUAAUACUUAUACUUUUUCCAAGUCUUUGACGGAACAUUUGAUCCAGAAACAGUACAAGACCAUGGGUUUGCCUAUUGUUAUUGUGCGCCCUUCGAUUGUUACUGCGGCCAAGGCCGAACCAGUGCCCGGGUGGGUUGAAGGUGUUGCGGCUGCAAACAAGGCGGUUGUUUCCUGUGCGCUCGGACAAGUUCAAGAGUGGAUCGGUGAUGGGUCCAAGAAAACAGAUCUGAUCCCAGUAGAUAUCGUCGCAAAAGUAAUCCUCCUCGCUGCAACAACCGCAUCCAGCUCCCAACCCCGCCCAAACAUCUAUCACGUCGGAACCAGCAGCAUCAACCCCAUCACCUGGGGUCAUUUCGGAACCUGCCUGACCGAUUAUUGGCUGGCCGUCGACCGACCCCGCCGUCGCGUCUCGGACGACAUCCGUUUCGAAAUGUACGACUUGCCCGUUUUCAAGAAGCGAUUCGAUCAACGAUUCGGGGAACAGAUCAAGACGUUGGCUCAACACAAGGACGGCAAGAAGCUCAAGAUUCGGAUCUCGAAGGCGAUGGCGGUUCCGAUGACGUUCAAGACGUUUGCGACGAGUCAAUGGUUCUUUGAUGUUAGCAACACGUUGGCGUUGGAUGAUGCCGCACCCGUGGAAUUGAAGAGUGGGUUGAGGAGUGGGAUGGAUUGGGACCGGUAUAUGGAGGAUUAUAAUGCUGGUGUCCAUGCGUUUAUUUUGAAGGAGAAAGUUGUCCGACCCGUUGGUGGGGCCAGUUACUCGAUCCAGCCCCUCAAGAGGAAGGAGCUUCCCGCUGCAGCAACGCCCGAGAAGCCCGAUAUCGCCGCCAGACUCUAG